Molecule: messenger RNA, 633 nt
Organism: Sipha flava (yellow sugarcane aphid)
Lineage: Eukaryota; Metazoa; Arthropoda; Insecta; Hemiptera; Aphididae
Exons: 1
Coding region: 1-633 (210 amino acids)
Source: RefSeq, a predicted model, not a curated record
AUGCAAAAUCAAGAUAUCGAAGUUGAUAAUCGUUGGGUAGUUCCAUACUCACCACUAUUGUCGAAAAUAUUUAAGGCACACAUUAACGUUGAGAAUUGCAAUUCGGUCAAAUCGAUCAAAUACAUUUGCAAGUAUGUCAACAAAGGCAGUGAUAUGGCUGUUUUCGGAGUAGCUGCUGACAAUAGUCAUGAUGAAAUGGCUCAAUAUCAAAUAGGCCGCUACAUCAGCACUAAUGAGACUCUUUGGAGAAUUUAUUCAUAUCCGAUGCAUGAACGGUUUUCUGCUGUUGUUCAUUUGGCAGUUCAUCUUAAAAAUGGCCAACGUGUAUAUUUUACCAAUGAAAAUAUUCAAGAGAAAGUGGCACGUCCAUCAGCAACAACAUUAACCACAUUUUUUCAAUUGUGCGCAAGUGAUGAAUUUGCCAGAACUUUGCUGUAUUCAGAUGUAACGCAUUAUUACACUUGGACUGCACAAAAAACAUGGCAACGGCGUAAAAAGAGAACAGCAGUUGAUGGCCAUCCAGGUCUUUUCUAUGCACAAACUAUGGGAAGAAUACACAGUUCAUCCAAAUAUGGUAGAAUGUUAUUAUUUGCGGCUGUUGUUAGUGAAUGUUGUGGGGCCGCGUUCAUUUGA